AUGGAUUCGGGCUGCUGCUGCGGCUGGGCCAAGCUCCUGGAGCAAUGGGGUGACUCCGAACCUCAGGAAGAUCACAGCCCGCUCAGCGUCAACGUGUCCCUGCUGAGCGGGCAGGAGCUUUGCAAGCUUGUGGUCGAUCGCACCUGCACUGUCGAGCUUCUAAAGCAUCGGAUCCAAAGCGAAACCGACAUCCCGCAGACGAGGCAACACCUCCUCCACGCGCAGAGCACGGCCCCGCUGCCGGAGACGGCCUCCCUGGAGCUACUGGCCGAGGCCGCGGAAGGCGAGAAGCGCGUUCAGCUGCAGCUCAUCCAGUCCAACCGCAGGGUGAACUCGGACCGACCUGCGCCGAAGGAGGAUGGUGCAGUCUUGCGGAAGGCCAUCACCAGCCUUGACGUCGAUGAAUGCUUGGAGCUGCUGUCCUUGGACGAGCUUCCAGGCAUCAACGACAAGGACUACAACGAGUGGACGGUCUUGCACCAUGCAGCCUGGUGUGGACUCAAGGAGGUCUGUGAGUGCAUCCUGGAGCGCCAUGAUUUCCGGGAAGCGGAUGCCCACGACCAGUCGGGUCUUACGGCUCUACACUGUGCCGCGAGCCGCGGACACCUGGGCGCCGCCUUGGUCCUCGUCGGAAGCGGCGCUUUUACGGUGGUGAACUCCGCGUAUGCCCAGAUCGACCGCAACGGCGGUGUGGGUUGGAGUGCGCGAGACAUCGCUGUUCGUUACGGCCACAUGCGCAUCGUGAGCGCCAUCGACGAAAUGAACGGAGACCGCAGUCGUUAG
Messenger RNA from Symbiodinium sp. CCMP2592, 783 nucleotides. Lineage: Eukaryota; Dinophyceae; Suessiales; Symbiodiniaceae. The record is from the annotation of a GenBank genome assembly.